CUGCUCAGCAAGCACAAACUUGCAGACCAUCUCUGAGUCUGUGCUGUCACUGACACCUGCAGUCUGCCUGCCACUCGUCCACAGCCUGAGGUUCUGCAAGCCGUGUCUGGACUCCAAGAUGCUGGCUUGCACGGAGAUGAUCACUAUGUGCCUGCAGUCGGCCAAACAGAAGCACCUCCGGGCUCAGCAGCAGCAGCAGCAGCAGCCCCUGCACUGCACUGGGCAAGGACUUACUAUUUUUCAUGAUAUUUUCCGCAGAGCAGACAAGAACGAUGAUGGCAAGCUUUCAUUUGAAGAAUUCAAUGCCUACUUUGCGGACAGUAUCCUGACUACCGAGGAGCUACAGGAGCUUUUCUACUCCAUAGAUGGACGACAGAAUAACAAUCUGGACACCGACAAGUUAUCAGAUUAUUUUUCACAGCACCUGGGGGAGUAUCUCAAUGUCCUUGCAGCUCUUGAAGGCCUGAAUGUUGCCAUUUUAAAGGCAAUGGAUAAAACUAAAGAGGAGUACCAGGGCUCCAGUGUGCUGGGCCAGUUUGUCACCCGGUUCAUGCUGAGAGAGACGUCCAGUCAGCUGCUUUCCCUUCAGAGGUCACUGCAGUGUGCAAUGGAGGCUGUGGAGGAGCAGAGCAGCCCUGCACCGAGAGAGGAAAAGACGCAAGAGCUGACAGAGGUGCAGAGAAAUGGCAGGCGGUGUGAUGGCAGGGUCCAUAAUAGCCUGUGUAAUUCCUCACCAGAGCAUCCCUCCGAGAUUCUGAAUACAGGUGUGAACGUGAAAGACGGAGAGAAGUGGUGCUCUCAGAUCAACAGGCUGCAGGAGCUGCUGGACAAGCUGGAGUGUCAGAGUCCAAAGUUGGAGCCACUCAAAGAGGACACUUUGGCCAGCACAUACAAGUCUAACAUCUUGCUGGUUCAGAGGCAGAUGUCGGUGAUCGAUGAACAUGUGGAUAACUUCCAGAAAGUCCUGAAAAGCUACACUGAUGCCACCUCAGCCCACGAUGACAACCUGCAUGUGGCAGUUCAGAAGCUCCCAGGAAAGUCGUGUUACAUAAUGUAUGAGUUCUGGCAAGACCGUAUCUCCUGGAUGAGUUACCUGCAGUCUAACAGCAGCAAAGAUUUCCAGCGGUGCGUCAUCGACAUGUUGGAGGAUGCUGAAGUCGUGUCGACAAUGUUGCUCCCAGCUUCCUGGUGGAUUAUGACUAACAACUAACAACACAAACCACAACGUCUCAUCUUCUGCCCACAUCGCACGGACAAAGACACGCCAGCACCAUGUCCUGCCCGCCUACACACACACACACACACACACACACCCUGAAAAAAAGAAGAAUUCUAUAGAUGUGCAUGUGUUUGACGACAGCAUCCUGCAGAAUCUUUUCAUUUUUCCAUCUUUGCUCAUUUUUGCACCGCUGACAACACAAGGGGAGACUUGCAGUCUUCAACCAGUUGAUUAACUUGAAUGUGACUCAUUUUCUGCAAUGCAAAAUGCAAGUUGACAAUUUUUGUCUUUCACUUGUGCUAUGGUCUCAUCCUCCUCUCUUGGUUUGUCUGAGAACCCCCCCCCCCCAAAAAAAGAUGCCGGAAAAAGCUCCUUGAGAGCAAAACCAAGUGGAAUGACAAUUACCAUGCCAACAGCGUUUUGUGCUUUUGAUGACUUGUUUACUGUUGACUCAAGAAAAAUGAGAGAUGGAGUUGAGAUUCAAUGUUUGUGCAGCCUAACCGUGCAUGAUAAGAACUGUAUAUGCUGUAUAAUAAUGUUACACUCCUUUUUCUUGGUGGCAUGUGCACAGAAUGCCAAAACAAAACCGUCAUCUAUAUAUAUUGCAAGCUAUGGUAGUGGUCAGUUACUUGUAAUUGUUCCGUUUCCUCAGUCUGCAUUAUAAAUCUGUCCAUUUCAAAUGGAGCAAUAUUUAUUUAAAAAAAAAAAGCAUACAUAAGGAAGCAGAUUGUGAGGACGUUUUAUUAGAUUACUAAAUUAUUGAGAUUAAAAUAGAUUUAAAGUAUUAUGUAUUUUAUUUUCAUGUAUUUUUUUCCAUCUGUACAUAUGGAUUUACAUGUAUUAGAAAAUAUGUUGUGUUUAUGUUUGUGAAUGCAAAUCACAAAUUGUAAACAAACUGGAGCUUUAAUAAAAGCGUUAAAUCCCCUAAAA
Messenger RNA from Thalassophryne amazonica, 2149 nucleotides. It is a transcript of the gene necab3, whose product is annotated as N-terminal EF-hand calcium binding protein 3. Gene Ontology annotation, molecular function: calcium ion binding. Lineage: Eukaryota; Metazoa; Chordata; Actinopteri; Batrachoidiformes; Batrachoididae. The coding region runs from base 119 to 1210 and encodes 363 amino acids. Gene Ontology annotation, cellular component: cytoplasm; Golgi cis cisterna; endoplasmic reticulum. The transcript is spliced from 13 exons. The record is from RefSeq and is a predicted model, not a curated record. Gene Ontology annotation, biological process: regulation of amyloid precursor protein biosynthetic process.